CAUUAACCAUUAGCUAAAGCUAAAAGAAAAGGAAACCCUCAAUUUCAAACCAAAAUCGAAAUAAUAACGCCGCAUCUUUCUCCUUCAGGCAGGCAUCGGAUAAAUAGAAGAAGAACAGCAGGAGAAGAAGCAAAAUAAAAAUAAUAUAAAAUCAAUGGCAGAGAAAACCGACGUGAAUGCAAAAUGGGACGCGUGUCUAGAUCUGUCGGUCCGUCGUUUUGUUUACUCUUCAUUGGCCGGUGCUUUUGGCGGUCUUCUUCUCUUCAGGACCCCAGUGACUCGCUGGGCAUCUAUAGCUUUCGGUGCUGGAGUAGGCAUUGGAUCUGCAUAUACUGACUGUUCUCGAAUUUUUGAUGGGUCAACUGCAAAGUUGGUACCACCUAAGACUAUUUCAAGUGCUCCUGAAGAGUUACAACCUCCUAAUACUUUGAGUACUCCUGUUUCUCAGGAUGGCCAGGACUGAGAACUGAUAUUUGAAGCUAUCCUCUAGUUGCUUUGGUUACAGAUCAGGUUUUUCUUAAGAUGAGAUUGUUGUUGUCCUUUUCCCCAGAUGGCUUAUGAAAUUGUAGAAUGAACAUUGUUGUUCUUGACGGCCACACUGUUAAUGUACUGCAAGUUUCAAUGGAUUGUUACCUUCUGUCCUGUAAUUUUAUCAGGGUAAAGUUUAAAUACCAGGAGAACAAAAGAAAUAAUUGAUUCUGCUGAUAAGAUUGAGAUCUUAUGCGCAAAGUUCAUUUUUGGAAAAAGGUAAUCUUGCAGAAAACUGCUGCUGUUGUGCAGCUUUUAGUUUC
This is a messenger RNA of Populus euphratica (Euphrates poplar), 791 nucleotides long. RefSeq lists its product as uncharacterized. Gene Ontology annotation, cellular component: MICOS complex; mitochondrial inner membrane; mitochondrion. NCBI's taxonomy places the organism in Eukaryota, Viridiplantae, Streptophyta, Magnoliopsida, Malpighiales, Salicaceae. The transcript has 3 exons. Bases 155 to 463 code for a protein of 102 amino acids. The record is from RefSeq and is a predicted model, not a curated record.